CUGGACAUCUCGAUGCAUGACACCACCGGUACAUACUACGUAUGCUAUGAACCGAACAUGGGAAGGCCCCGUAUUAAAUCGUCUUCACUGCAAGACGAUGAUGGACGCCGCGAGUAUUCAUAAAAGGUCCAAGCGUAUGUCGACAGCGAGAUAGACUACCCACCGCGCUGAGUCCACCUAAUAUGAACCCUUACUACAACUCUUCGCAACCCGGAGGCCAAGAUGGCCAGCACCGGCACUCGUUGUCCUCCACAACCGACAUGUCCGCACAUUACCAGCAGCCCCACGGGGCAGGCUACCCAGCUUCCGCAUUGCCGCAACCCAUCGCCUAUGCCCAUCCAUCCUCGCAGUACGCGGCGUACCCGCCGGCGACCACCAGCCACAUGUCAGCCGCCCAGCCUGGCGAUCCUCGAGGCGAAUAUGGCGGACAAGCGUUGCGGAAUCUUCCGUUUACGAACGCCCACCAUGCCGGGAUGCAACAGCCGCAAUUGCAGGCGAACGCCGCAUACGCAGGCAUGGUGCCACCUGCCAGAGCCUCGUAUCCUCCUCACUUCGCCGCAGCGAACGCCCAGGCGGGAUAUCACCAUGGCUCGGCGCAUCAUGCCCAGGCUGCCCAUCACGACACUCGAUACAUCCCCACCCCUGCGCAGACGAUGCAGACUUACCAGACGCAGCAUCCCUCCCGCUCCGCGCUUACUCCACCGAAAUCCUCCCCCUCCCCCGGCGUCGAGAGGUACGCAUGCGACAAGUGCGACCGCACAUUCUCUCGUCCGCACGAUCGCAAGCGGCACUACGAGAGUCAGCAUUUGCAGACGUCGCAUAGCUGCCAAUACUGCCGGAAGGAGUUCAGUCGCGCCGAUUCGCUGAAGCGGCAUCUCGACAAUGGGUGCGACAAGAUGCCCAUGUGAACCGGAUGUCCGGCGACUUGACGGUUGGUAUCUGCCCGUAGCAUGUAGCCUAUAUCCUAUUUUAGCGUAAACCCGACGUGUAUUAGCUGUCUUGUAUCUUGGAACACUCAUUCCACGUCUGUAUCACCGCGGCCGACCCCACUGUACUCCAUCGCAACCGAAUAGAUCUCCUAGGCCUCACGAGGCGCUUGCGAUCCUAUUGCCGAUUAGAGUGAGCACCGGU
Fomitopsis serialis is the source of this 1131-nucleotide messenger RNA. RefSeq lists its product as uncharacterized. The transcript has 2 exons. The record is from RefSeq and is a predicted model, not a curated record. Lineage: Eukaryota; Fungi; Basidiomycota; Agaricomycetes; Polyporales; Fomitopsidaceae. The coding region runs from base 183 to 908 and encodes 241 amino acids.